Molecule: messenger RNA, 327 nt
Organism: Epinephelus fuscoguttatus (brown-marbled grouper)
Lineage: Eukaryota; Metazoa; Chordata; Actinopteri; Perciformes; Serranidae
Product: cortexin domain-containing 1-like
Exons: 2
Coding region: 145-327 (60 amino acids)
Source: RefSeq, a predicted model, not a curated record
UGUUCCAAUGUCAAGGAUCCUUCCAAAUUUCACCGAGGACAGAGUACUCCUUUCAGAGAAAUUCCAAGGAUGCAUUCAGGUUUACAGGAUGGCAGCAGGGUGUGUAGGCGUGUCUGAGGACAGCAGCAGCAGACAACAGCAGUCAUGGAGGUGGAGGGCACUGAAGAGCCAGCCUUUGUGGACGUGGACCAGGGCUUGACUCUGGCCUGCAUUGCCUUCCUCUGCCUGCUGCUGGUAGCCAUGAUCAUCCGCUGCGCCAAGGUCAUCAUGGACCCCUACAGUGCAAUCCCCACAUCUACAUGGGAGGAACAGCACCUGGACGAAUGA